AAGACCAGAGACUCACCCUGUUACUUUGCUGUCACUGCCAAAAACGGACAACAUGCUGCCUGCUGUUGUAAAGCUCUGCUGUGGAAUCUCCUACCCACACCUGAGAAGUCUGGCGGGACUUCAACGCACAGCUGUGGCAGUGAUAGGCCAGGAGCUAACACACCUGCAGAGAUGGGGACAGGUCCAACAUCCCACGAGGACACAUGCUCCAUCAAGGCAUUACGAGCCCAAAUCCGAAGACAUAAAGCCUGCACCACUGCAAGAAGAUCAGCUGUUCUUUGUACAACAAGGCCAAGAAGCAAUGAGGAAGGCUCUCUGUAUGCUGGAGGACGAACAAGGAUGGAAGGUCGAGAUCGCAGAGAGCAACGGGGAUGUGAUUUGCAGCAAAGUGAUGCCAGGAGCUAGGAAGGUCUUCAGGCUGGAGGCAGUGCUGGAGGCCAGCGUGGAUGAGCUCUACGACCUCCUGUUUGUCAGAGUGGAGGAGAUGCACCAGUGGAAUCCGAGCAUACAUCAUAUUAAAAUUCUGAAGCAUGUUGGACCCGAAACGAUCAUCACUCAUGAAGUUUCAACCCAGACAGCGGGAAACAUGAUUGGCCAGAGGGACUUCCUGAGUGUCAGACACAGUUGCAGACAAAAGUCGAGCGUUUAUCUUGGAGGAGCAGCGAUUCAGCUGGAGUCCUUCCCACCUCAAGCAGGCUACGUAAGAGCUGAGGAUGGACCAACCUGCAUCGUCAUUCAGCCUCUGGACGAGGAUUCAGGAAAAAGCCGCAUCACAUGGCUUCUUAACAUGGACGUAAAGGGGUGGCUGCCAAAGUCCAUUGUCAAUCAGGCUUUGCCCAGAGCACAGCUGGAUUUCACCAAACACCUGCGAAGACGCCUCACAGCGGGCACCACCCUGAGCUGAGUGUGAAGCAGCACUCUGUCAUCACUCACAGGGGAACACUGGGAGAUGGAGGAACUGUGACAGCCCGGCCGCUUGGCAGACGGCUGCCCUUUCAGCGAGAACAGAAACGCUGCUCGGAGGAGACGCUGGCAGACACCAUUGUCAGCAGCCCAGUGUCGGCCUGCCAGAAGGACGCUGGCUUAUAAUAGGAAUUAAUAUCACAGUGUGCCACUCAGACCUCAAGAUUCCCUGAUUGAGAGUCAGCGCUCGUCUGUUGACACAUGGCUCACUGAAUAUGACUGGAGAACAUUAAUAAAAUCUUUGAAUGUGCCUUUUUCUUGCCUGAGUCAUUUUCAUCCAUCAUACUGUAAAGACAUCUUGAAUAGCACAUUGAUAGCAAUACAUGAAUAGAUGCAUCCUGUCAGGUUAUAUACACUAAAUCUACAUGACUCAAUUCAGACUGAAUGCAUCAGUGAUUAUGGGGUUUUGCUUCAAUGGACCACUCAUUUAAAAAGAUGUACUCAGUUAAGUUGUGCUUGUCAACCUCCUAAUGGAAUAAUAAGAUAAACACAACAAGAGUCAGUGGAGGCUAAAUAGAGGAAAGUGAAUUGACAAGAAUCUCAGUUCUUUCAAACGUGUUUUACUUUGUUCUCCAUACCACUUAAAAAUUCAAUAAAUAUUAACAUUUAAAGCUUUCAUUCACGUACGUAUAUACAAGAACUAUACAAUACACAUAAUGAUGUUAUGAACUGCAAUGCCGGAAUGGUGUAACAGUAUAACCAACCACAGUCUGUAGACUUACAGCAUCGCCUGGACUUUUCUUUUUUUUUUUUUUAACAAUUGCGACAAACUUUCCAUUCAAUUCUUGGCUGUUAAUUUCUUUCCAUAACUUGAAAUUUACAUUAUAUACAUUAUUAUCUGAAAAAUAUAUCAGUUACAAAAAGAUAAUGAGUUUUUUUCUUGAAUCUUUUUUUUUGUUUUUAAAGCGUUAUGUGACUGACUUCCACAAAGGCAGACAGAAGGCAUGCUACAGUGGGGUUGGUUUGCAGACAGUCAUGAUUUUUUUUUUUUUUUUUUUGUUUU
Molecule: messenger RNA, 1966 nt
Organism: Epinephelus fuscoguttatus (brown-marbled grouper)
Lineage: Eukaryota; Metazoa; Chordata; Actinopteri; Perciformes; Serranidae
Gene: star2
Product: steroidogenic acute regulatory protein 2
Exons: 7
Coding region: 53-904 (283 amino acids)
Biological process (GO): steroid biosynthetic process; intracellular cholesterol transport; regulation of steroid biosynthetic process
Cellular component (GO): mitochondrial intermembrane space; mitochondrion
Molecular function (GO): cholesterol transfer activity; cholesterol binding
Source: RefSeq, a predicted model, not a curated record